CACUAAACUAUCCCCAAUAUUGCGACCACGCUUACAGACCACAAGAUACGGUAUUAUUGUUUACUCUGAUUGGUCGAGGACCUACAAUACCGCCUCUGUCGUACCCUGAUUGGCUUGAUGAAUGCACAGGAAUGCUGCAAUUGGUCUCAACUCCUCUACGGUUUUCCCACUGUUUUGUGGCAUUUGCUAAGGAGCUCCGUUGAACUAAAGAAGCUGACGUUAGCUAGAAAACAACACACUAGACUAGGAUAAAGACUUGGAGCCAAAAUGGCAUCAGACUCCCCGCGCAGACCAAGCCGCUGUGCUGGAGGGGUUGUGGUACGAGCACAAGCUGCCACUGAGCAGUCGUAUAUGGAGAGUGUUGUGACCUUCCUCCAAGAUGUGGUCCCUCAGGCAUACACAGGUGCACCCCCAACUGAUGAAAAAGAGAAAAUAGUUUGGGUCAGAUUUGAGAAAGCUGACCUCAAUGAUACGUCCCGCUCCCCAGAGUUCCUGGAGAUGCACAGUGGCAGCAGUGACCCUCCUCUCUGCCUCAUGAUUGGUUACGCCGACGGGAUGCAAAUCUGGAGCAUAUCCCUGGGUGGGGAGGCCCAGGAGCUUUUCUCUGUGCGCCACGGACCUGUGAGAGCUGCCCACAUCCUGCCGGCGCCCCAUAUCAGUCCGCUGAUGAUUGAUGGUUUUGCGGACAAGAGGCCUCUCCUGGGGGUGUGCAAGAGCACUGGGUCGUUGGGGACGAGCCCUCCAUACUGCUGUGUGGACCUGUACUCACUGAGGACAGGAGAGAUGGUCAAGUCCAUCCAGUUCAAGACGCCCAUCUAUGACCUGCACUGCAACAAGGAGAUUCUAGUUGUCGCCCUGCAGGAGAAGAUUGCUGCAUUCGACAGCUGUACCUUCACCAAAAAGUUCUUUGUUACAAGCUGCUUUCCCUGUCCGGGCCCCAACCUAAACCCCAUAGCACUGGGAGGACGCUGGCUAGCCUACGCUGAGAACAAGUUGAUCCGGUGUCACCAGUCUCGAGGCGGUGCCUGCGGGGACAAUGCCCAGUCUUACACAGCUACAGUCAUCAGCGCUGCUAAAACCCUAAAGACUGGUCUCACCAUGGUGGGGAAGGUGGUGACCCAGCUAGCUGGUACUCUACCCACUGGCGCCCUCGACGAGGAGGGUGUUACCCCCCCCAGCACCACCCGUCGAAGCCCCCAUGCCCCCGGAGUAAUCACCGUCAUUGACACGCACAACGUCGGAGAGGGACAGGUCCUGGUGAGUGAGGACUCAGAUGGAGAGGGAGUUGUGGCCCACUUCCCAGCCCAUGACAAACCCAUAUCCUGCAUGGCAUUCAACCCCAGCGGUAUGCUGCUGGUGACUGCAGACACCCUGGGCCAUGACUUCCAUGUCUUCCAUGUCCUCACACACCCCUGGGCCUCCAAUCAGUCUGCUGUCCACCACCUCUACACACUGCACCGCGGAGAGACUGAGGCCAAGGUCCAGGACAUCUGUUUCAGCCAGGACAGUCGCUGGGUGGUGAUCAGCACACUGCGUGGCACCUCCCACGUCUUUCCCAUCAACCCCUAUGGUGGCGCGCCCUGCGCCCGAACACACGUGUCCCCCCGCGUGGUCAACCGCAUGUCUCGCUUCCAGAAGAGUGCAGGGCUUGAGGAGAUAGAGAAUGAACUGAACAGCAAGCAGGCUGGAGGAGGAAGAUGCAGCCCCAUCCCCGGGCUCUCCAGCAGCCCCUCGGGGUCCCCACUACACGCUAAACUCACCAGCCAGGAGUCGUACAGCAACUUCACCAGCAACAACAUGGGUAACCCUCGUCUGUCCCCUCUGCCCAGCCUCACCAUAGUGCUGCCCCUGGCACAGAUCAAACAGCCCAUGACCCUGGGCACCAUGACCAAGCGCUCCGGACCUUACCUCUUUGGGGCAGGAUGUUUUGCCAUUAAAACUCCAUGCAAAGCCAAGCCUCCCCCCCAGAUCUCCCCCAGUAAGUCCAGCGGAGGAGAGUUCUGUGUGGCUGCUGUCUUUGCUGCCUCACGCUCCUGGUACAUGACCAACCCCAACAUGAAGAGAGAGAAAGACCAGUCCAGCCGGUCAGUGGUGGAGUCCCUCUACAUCCUCAGUUGCUAUGGCACCCUAGUGGAGCAUGUCCUGGAGCCUCGGCCAAUCAGCACAGCCCAGAAGAUCAGCGAUGACACACCCCUGGAGCUCAACACAUGUCCACGGGCCUGCUGGAGCCUGGCCAGGACUCCACUGUGGAAUGAGCUGCAGCCUCCCUUUCUCUCCAACCACCCUCUGGUGCUGGCCUCUGACCUGGUGCAAUAUUACCAAUACCUCCUGGCUGGAUUGGUGCCCCCUGGAAGCCCGGGUCCUGUCACGCGCCACGAGUCUUACGACAGCCUGACAUCAGACCACAGCGGACAGGAGGACGAGGAGUGGCUCUCACAGGUGGAGAUAGUCACCCACACAGGGCCUCACCGUCGGCUGUGGAUGGGUCCUCAGUUCCAGUUUAAGACCAUCCACCCAUCUGGUCAGACUACGGUCAUCUCCUCCUCCUCCUCUGUGCUGCAGUCCCAGGGCCCCAGCGACAUUCAACAGCCUCUGUUGGACUUCCACACUGAUGACCUGGACCUACACAGUCUCAGGAUCCAGCCGGUGCGUUCUGAGCCGGUCAGCAUGCCUGGUUCCUCUCGGCUGGUGGCUGAACGGAGGGGACAGGGGAUGGUCAUUGAUACAGGAUCAGGGACGUUUGACCGCAGUGUGACCCUGCUGGAGGUGUGUGGCAGCUGGCCAGAGAGCUUUGGCCUGCGUCACAUGAGCUCUGUGGAGUCCACCGAGGAGGGGCUGAGAGAGAGGCUGGCAGACGCCAUGUCAGAGUCACCAUCCAGAGACAUAGUGGGCUCGGCUACCGAGCUCCAGAGGGAGGGCAGCAUUGAGACUCUCAGCAACAGCUCUGGUUCCACCAGCGGCUCCAUCCCCCGUAACUUUGAGGGCUACCGCUCUCCACUGCCCACCAACGAGAGCCAGCCCCUCAGCCUCUUCCCCUCCGGAUUCCCCUAGAGGAGACCAGGAAACAGUCUGCCUACCACCCUACAAGACCUGGGGUCAAAUACCAUUUUAAAUACCAUUCUUUCAAAUGCUUUGAGUGUUUGCUUUAGUCUGCCUGGGGUGCCUGAUGGGAGGGGACUACAUUUUACAACUAUUCUAUUGGUUCUAGACAAGCUCAAUAAAGCCCAGAUAAAGUGUUUGAACCCAGGUCUGCUACCUACCAUCCAUCCUACCGCUUCACACAGCACAGCCAGACAGUCCUGAUGUCUUCCGGUCUCUCGCCAUGUUGUUGUUCAUUAGGAUGUUAUUGUGAGCAGUGGUUCCCUUUUCAUGUUCCCUCCUCUCUCUUUCCAAAUCCAGGAACUGUCCAGUGUUACUCCCACCUACCGAUGUGUGUGUCUGUCUGUCUGUCUGUCGAUGUGUCACAUGGCGCGUGUUUCAUUUUGGGUGUGUGAAAUAGCUGAAGUUUGUUAUUUAGCUAGACAUGUUUUUAUGGAGUUGAUUAACUACGUGUCACUUUGACUUUUUCACAAGCUUGUAAAUGGUGAUGGACCUAAUGUAGCUGUAGCUGUUUUACUUCUGAAGAUAACGACCUAGCACAGCAUGCGCGCUGUAAUGUAUAUUAGCUUUGCUUAUUAAGACCAAAUCACUUCCAUGUAUGCUUUUCUCUUCAUUUGGUAACAUUGAUGGUUUUGGUGGGUAUCUUUUUAGUUUGUUGAGUCGAGUGUCUUCUGAUGAUUUCAUCUCGCUUUGAUUAUGAUUUUCUUUUUCUUUUUUUGCAACAAAAAAACAGGUUUGUGCUUUAACAAAAGAAAAGGCUUAUUCCUUACUUGCGUACACACACACACACACACACACACACACACACACACACACACACACACCUCAAACACAAACACACGCUUGUAUGCUGAAUAACUACUUUGCCAGCUUGCUUUUCUUAGUGAAUGGGUCAUUGCUAGACUUGACCAGACCACAUAGGACUUGAAAUGAAGUGUGAUCUGAUGCACUAGUGAGAACAGAAAGAUAGACUCACCUUUGAGACUUAAAACAGGUUCUAAAUAUUUGGUCACUGAUUUUGUAUUUAGUGUUUGUCAACAUUUUAAUUUUAUAACACAAUCCUAGUCCUUUGUCUGGGGAAUGGAUGUCUGGUUGACUAAACGGGUCUGUUCAGAAAAAUGCUACGUUACAGGACUUUCAGGUAGAAAUACAUUUUAUAGAACAUGUGACUCCUGUCUGUCCUGUAGGAAAAGGGAGUCAUUACAGAUCUAUAUAUUACAUAUUUAUCUGCAAUGUUCGGGAAUGUUUCACCCUACUGAACACAGCCAUAUUCCCGUAAUUCUGCAUGUUGAAUGAGUCGAUGGCUACUGCUGCUUGGUCACUGGACAAUGUAACAUAAAAGAGGCAUGAUGAAUUUAUUCAUUUUAAUGCAGAACAUAUGUUUAUUAAUACAUUUUUACUAAUAUUGGUUUUGUAAAAUACCAAAUCGUUAUUUGCUAUACAUUCAUGUUAAUGAAAUGUAUUGAUGUGUUAUUAUUACCCCUGGAUACUCAAUGAUUUCAUAUAUGCUCAAUAAAUAUUACACCUGCA
Messenger RNA from Oncorhynchus gorbuscha (pink salmon), 4629 nucleotides. Its product is annotated as BCAS3 microtubule associated cell migration factor-like. NCBI's taxonomy places the organism in Eukaryota, Metazoa, Chordata, Actinopteri, Salmoniformes, Salmonidae. Bases 268 to 3051 code for a protein of 927 amino acids. Gene Ontology annotation, biological process: response to starvation; autophagy. The record is from RefSeq and is a predicted model, not a curated record. Gene Ontology annotation, cellular component: cytoplasm. Gene Ontology annotation, molecular function: protein binding. The transcript has 25 exons.